This is a messenger RNA of Anopheles stephensi (Asian malaria mosquito), 4542 nucleotides long. Its product is annotated as homeobox protein 5-like. The record is from RefSeq and is a predicted model, not a curated record. Lineage: Eukaryota; Metazoa; Arthropoda; Insecta; Diptera; Culicidae. Bases 1340 to 3613 code for a protein of 757 amino acids. The transcript has 6 exons. Gene Ontology annotation, biological process: regulation of transcription by RNA polymerase II. Gene Ontology annotation, molecular function: RNA polymerase II cis-regulatory region sequence-specific DNA binding; DNA-binding transcription factor activity.
ACAAAUUGCUCGGUAACAUCAUAUGCUUGGAGGAGAGAAAUAAUAUGUGUGUUGCGUGAGCAUAAACAUAGUUUAUUUGUUCGUUUCGUUUUAGUAGUUUGCUGCUGCACCUUUCCGUCAGCCGUUUUUCCCGUGUCUGUGUCGUUCUGUAGUGGAUAAACAAUCGCUUGAGCCGCUUGUUACCUGUUAGCGCCUUCGAUGGAUCGUAAAUGCUACCAAGCGCUAGCUGAUGCAGUAUUAAUCGCAGUGCGAUUCAUACAGCCAAAGUGAUCUUUAUCGGUGAAUUGAAACUGUGGCUGCUUCCUGUUUAAGUGUUAUUCCCUCCAAAACACAGACCGACAGGCACGAAACAGAAGAAGAGUCGCGACAGUUGUGUUGGUUCUGUGAUCAUUCUCCUCAUUAGUGCGUGGCAGUGCAGUGUUAUGCUUGAAAAGAAUAGUGCGAUACAUGCUUAGCUUCCCUAUCGUAAAGUGUGCAAUAGAAAAACAUUAGCAACAGCCUCAGACAGCCGAAGACCAGUGCUAUCGUCUGGAUAAGAAGCAAUAUUCGUUACGGAUCCUCCGGGUAGGCAACACAUUAAUCUCUCAUUAAGCUUGCGACAGUGCCGGCAUUAGUCGCAACCAGAAAAAAUAUUGGCCCGAAAAGUUUCCACCACCAGCAGCAGAAGUAAAUAGCGGCCAACAAGAGCUAGCGCGACGCAUCGAAACGGUGAUCGUUUGUGUGAUUUACAGUAGCUCUCGCUUGGAUUUGUAAUAAUUUGUAUAAUUGGUUCCAAGUGCGACAACGAAUGCACAUCCUUCGGCGGCAGCUCACCUGUGGUGCGGUGCUUUAACGCGUGUUGAAACUGUUUUCAUUUGCAUAAACUUUACCCAGGCGCGCGCACUACUUGGAAGUGUCCACCGAUCGCUGGGACACUGGGCGAGUGAGCAAAUGCGAAGAAAUAAAUGUGUCCUGAAAGUAAAACACGGUGUGUUGCUGGUGUUGCCUGCCAUCGUCAUCGCCGUGCGCACGGUAGCAAUGUGAAAUCGAGUGAGAACUGGCUGCCGUUUCCCGUUAGCGAUUCACUGCUGCCCUGUUCGGUGUUUCAACGUUGAACGAAACGACGUUGCGAUCUGUGUGACGCAUGUGAAUACCCCAUUCAUUUAUUUCACUCAAGUGCCAGAAGUGGUGGACGACAGCGAAAAGGGGGUCCGAAAAAACUAUAAUCGUUAAACGGUAUCGGCUUGGACGGCCGGGGGAAAGUAAGGCAAACGCUUGUGGACAAGAAUAUAAAUUGAGUUAAAAGUUUGUCCAAAAACAGGAGCCGGGUCUUGUUUGUCCCGCAAAAACAGCAGCCCUCAUGAACGAAUCAAGCAUUGUCACGGAGCGGAAGGGAGUGGAAGAUAAGAUGGACGACAAUGAAAAUUACAUCGAGUGUUCGAAGAUGAACUUUUCUCAGUUCACGAACCCAUUCGCUGGAUCGAAUCAGUUUACGGCAGGAAAGUUUCCCCAGAAUCUUACCACAACGGCCUCUAAUGGACAGGUGCUGGGAUUGGUGUCCGGAAGCGAAGGAGCCAUGCAGUUCCUUCGGCCAGUGGAUGGAACCGCCGUCAGUGCAGCUUCCGCAAUGUUUCAUCAGCAACAGUCGCAACAGGGACAGAUCGUAACCACGGCCGGGAUGCCGCACCCAGGAAUGACCUCACCCGCCUACAUUACCCUCCCCAUCACGAUGCCCGGUGCAAAGCCGGGUGAUGCACAGCAAACCGUCCAGAUUCAGGUGUUAAACCCAAACCCACUACCAUCGCAAGUGGCAGGAUCGGGAGCCGGCCAAGGCCAGACCGGUUCGUCACCGGGGUCGGGAACACUUCAAACGCCCAAAUUUCAGAUGGGCCAAAUGCAGAUUCCCAUUCAAGGGUUUCAGCAGGGCACCACGGUGCUAACGGUGGCCUACAGUCCGCAAGACGAAGAAGUCCUUCACAAUCAAGGACUCCCGGAGGGGAUGACAAUAGUGGCCGCCCUACAGCCACAAGACUUGCAGUUACUCGCUUCCCAAAAUCCCGGUUCCACGACGAUCCUGCAGCAGCAUCAACAGUCGAACCUAUCCUCCAAUAACGCCUCCUCGCCGGGUGGCGUUAAGAUUGACAGUGAAAAUCCUCCGCCAUUGCGACAGAUUAAGCAAGAAUCUUCAUCCAUCUGGAAUCAGCCGACCUCGAUGCAUUCGACCAGCAAUAUCCUAGAGAUGGUGCAACAGCAGCAGCAACAGCACCAGCUACAUCAACUGCAACAGCAGCAACAGCAGCAGCAGCAACAGUCGCGCACUCCGCAAAAUCUCAACCUGCAGCCAUACUUAAAGUUUAACAACAAUAACAACAACAACAACAACAACGGCACAACAAACCCAGCGAUGGCGACCAUUAUGAAUGGCAGUCACGUCCUGCAGCAGCUGGUGCUACCGCCCGGCGUUACUAUAGGUCCCGGCAUCAUCAAGCAGGAGGUGACGGACGACCAUUCGAACGAAAACACACAGUUCGGACCGGCGGACAGUUCGGGCCAGGGCGAAAAUGGGGCGGAAGGUUCACCGGACCAGGCACGUAGCGUGUCGGGCAUGAAUGGGCGCGACCAUGAGCACGAGCCGGGAGAAAACGGGGACGGAACGGGUGGCGGUAAUGGGGGCACGACGGCCAGCGGGAAGGCACGUAAGAAACGCAAGUACAAAACGAAACCACCGAAACCGAAGCGGCAAAAACCGGGCCAGGUACACAUUGCAACCGCAAUCGACGGGACGGUACUGUUCUGCUGCCCCGAGUGUCACAUGGCCUACCCGGAGAAGGAAUGUCUCGAGCAGCAUCUGGUGGUGCACAAGAUCGAGCGACGGUUCAUAUGUGAUAUCUGCGGUGCUGGGCUGAAGCGUAAGGAGCACCUGGAGCGGCACAAGCUGGGCCACAAUCCGGAGCGGCCGUUCAUUUGUAAUGUGUGUGAGAAAGGGUUUAAGCGGAAGGAACAUCUCAAUUUGCACUACGUCAUACAUAGUGGCGUUAAGACGGAGAUCUGCAACGACUGUGGGAAGGGUUUCUACCGAAAGGAUCACCUCCGGAAGCACAUCAAGUCGCAUCUUACCAAGCGGCUCAAGGAGGAAAAGGCCUCCAAUCGCAAUAAUAAUAAUAAUAAUAAUAACAGUAACAGAAACGCAACGAACGGUGCUGCAGGCAACAACACGGCCACAACGACCAUAGCCAACGGUGGUACGCCGAGCACGUCGAUAGCCACGCUACCGCCCGGUUUGACAAUAACGACCACCAGUGGGAGUGGGCCAGGGACCAGUGAUACUGUCGAUGCAGUGGUCCAAUCGGUCGCCACUGGACAGCAGAGCUCAUCGACGCAAAACCUUUUACAAAGUGCAAUAAGUCUUCCGCAAAGUGUAACGAUACAUGUACCUACGGCCGACAACCAAACGCUUCCGGUCCAGAUCUCCUUACCUCAUCUGGUGGCCCAACAACAGACGGACACGGACGGCAACACGAGAACGGUGCUUGUGUCGAAUUCGCCCGAGAAUCUGCACCAUCUGCACAGUACGAUCAGCACGUCCACAUCCACCACGACCAGUUCGCCCUCGUCCGUGACCACCGCGUUAUAAUGAUGCCUUCGGUGGUCCGCAGCCGACCGUUGGAGUCGUUGGUACAAAAGGACGCAGCAGCCACCUGUGGUUGUUACUCGGAAAUACUCACCUAAUCGCGCGCGCGCGCGCACACACAUACAGCAGGAUGCAGAACCUCGAAGGGGCGUCUUACACCUAGUGGCAUUUGUCUAUUUUGCUUCAUUCGGAUUGGAUUUAUCGUUAUCUACCAGCGUCGUUCGGUAAAUGAUCGAUUGCUUUUCUCGUCCUUUUUGAACCAUUUACCGUGGUUCGGUUGCCGUGCGGUCGGUUGCAUUAUUCGUAAAACGAUAGCUGUUCGGUGUUUUAUGUUAGGAUCGUAUUUUUUAAAGAAGUAUUUAACAGAUUACCAACUUUUAGCAUUGCGAAACACCACUCAUAAGUAUAUUUAUUUUAACGCCGCGCAAAAAGAAACCCACGCACGCAUCACACGGUCACAAUCAAACGACGUUAGGAUUGACCCAAAGGAUUGUGUCUUCGUUCUUCUUAAUCGUUGUUGUUAGAUUAUCUCGCUAGGUUUGUUUUCUUUUUUUUUAUUUUGUAGUUGUGCGUUUUCGUUUUUUAACUUAUUCGUACGCAUCGUUCGCAGAGGACGAUCGCGUUCUGUUGUCACAUACGGCCGGCACCCCCGGUAGUAGUUAAGGGUGCGCGGCUGAUAACAAAUGUACAGAGAAGUCUUUUGAUCGGGGAGAGUCGAAAAAAGGUUUAAUACUCGAACCAGUUUUACUUUUAUACGUUUAUCCAUUUAUCUGCUUAGCUGGUGUCCCGGCCGGAAGCAAAGACACCCCAGCACAAUAGGGAACAGAUUUUUUCUUUGUACAAUGCGACAUUGUAUAUACGUGUAAGAAAAGAUGAGUAUAGAUGAUUUCAUAAGAAAGAUGAAAAUAAAAGAAGUAUUAUAUUUUGAUAAC